Messenger RNA from Planococcus citri (citrus mealybug), 1145 nucleotides. RefSeq names its product nuclear factor Y-box B (gene Nf-YB). Gene Ontology annotation, biological process: regulation of transcription by RNA polymerase II. Gene Ontology annotation, cellular component: CCAAT-binding factor complex; nucleus. The coding region runs from base 264 to 899 and encodes 211 amino acids. The transcript has 5 exons. Gene Ontology annotation, molecular function: RNA polymerase II cis-regulatory region sequence-specific DNA binding; protein heterodimerization activity; DNA-binding transcription activator activity, RNA polymerase II-specific. NCBI's taxonomy places the organism in Eukaryota, Metazoa, Arthropoda, Insecta, Hemiptera, Pseudococcidae. The record is from RefSeq and is a predicted model, not a curated record.
UAUCAAAAUGAUUUUCAUCAUUUUAUUCUAGAAAAACUGUUAUGAAAUCCUUUUUAAUUAAUUAAUGAUUGUUUAAAGUGUUGUUUCAAGUUUAAAUUUCCAUUUCGAACACCUUUGUUCAUCAUCGGUGUUCAUUUUUCGUGAAUUUUCGUGCUACGCUUCGGUGUAACUUGCCAAACAUAACGUUGUCAAGUCUCAAAUUUCGAUUUUGAGAUACUCGUUCUUCAUUCCAUUCCCAUUACCGAGUGAUUCAGUUCGAUAAAAUGGAUAAAUAUGAGCUGAGCGAUAACCAGGAGAAUGCUGAAGAAUUCAUCAAUAGUUCGUUGCUGACAAACGACGGUCACGGUUUUAUUAUCCACAGAGAUGACAUAGAUGCAGAAGAAAUUCUACCCGGUGAUCCGAACGACGGAGAGAAUUCAAAUCACGAUGGUUCGGAGGAUAAAUCAGAACAGCCCUUACGCGAGCAAGAUAGAUUUCUACCCAUCGCUAAUAUAGCGAAAAUAAUGAAACGAGCCAUUCCAGAAACCGGAAAAAUCGCCAAAGAUGCUCGAGAAUGUGUACAAGAAUGUGUUUCCGAAUUCAUCAGUUUCAUUACGAGUGAAGCUAGCGAACGUUGUUUCCUGGAGAAACGUAAAACCAUCAACGGUGAAGAUAUUUUAUUCGCGAUGACCGCGUUGGGUUUUGAUAACUACGUAGAGCCGUUGAAAAUUUACCUACAGAAAUACAGAGAGACUACGAAAGGAGACAAAACAUUGAACAAUAUGUUCGAAGAAGUUACAGAGGAUGUGUUUCCUAAUCAAAAUUCGAACGAUGCUAUGUCCGACUCGGGAGCAAGUCAGCCUGAGAAUUCAGUCAUAUACGCGUAUUCCGAUCAGAUGCAACAUUUUAAUCUAGUAUAAUUUUUCGUCGAGUUAGAUGAUAAUUUCACAUUGAAAGAAAAUUCGCCGGAGAUGCUCAUUUUACUGUGAACUUCUCAAAUGCUACCUUCUAAGCGCAUUUUUAUUAUAAGUUUCUUGUAUUAUAUUAUGUAAUAUUGUAAUAAGUUGUAAAAAAGACGUGUUCCUGAUUAUAUCAACUGUACUAUUAUUUAAGGUUUUAUUAUUUAUUAAACUUUUUGUGGCAUUAAAUUCUACACCAGUUUUAAA